AAUCAUUGGUUUCAGUUGCAAUCACAGAACAGUAAUAGUUGCAAUUCAGAUUUAAAGUUUUAAACAUGGUUUGCGAUGACACUUUACGAAUUAAAAACCUUUCAAACGACCUUUCGAAUUCAGAAAAGGAAGAAUUCCUUCGCCACUUUGGCGCUAGUCAAGUCAAAAUACUAACCUCUCACGCUAAACAGAAAUCAACAGCUUAUGCCAAGUUUACCUCAAAAGAAGUUGCGAAAAGUGUAAUGUUGCGUUUACAUCAGGUCUCCAUUCUAAACUCGAGACUCUGUAUUGAGUUUGCAGAUCAGGAUCCAACAGAAAACAAGGUACGGCAAAAGCCAAUUAGAACCUCCGAGCCGGUCAACACAACACACUUCAAAUCAUUUUUGAAUCGAUUAAACGCGCUGAACAGCUCCGUAUCGUUCAACCAGCCUCCUCCGCCCCACCUAAAGUAUGCAUAUCCACAACCGAAUCGUGCCACAAUCAACAACAUUGCGCACGCUUUGCUCUCUGUGCCGAAAUUUUACACGCAAGUUCUACAUCUCAUGAAUCGAAUGAAUCUACCCCCUCCAUUUUCCGAUGUUCCAGACCCGCCGCAGACCGUCCAGCGAGUCGCACAACCGUCUCAACAACCUACACAAUUGAAAACCGACAGUUCAGAGUCCGAACUCGAAAGUGACCCGGAAACCAGUAACAUCAAGGAGAUAAUCCCCCAAAAGCGAAAGAUGACCCAGAAGAAGGCGGUGAAACGUCCGAAGUUUAUAAAGCCGCCCAGCUUAAUCGAGAAGCAGGCGCGGCUGAUUGAUAAUAAAACCGAGGAUGUCUUCGAGAAGGUCGACAUGCAAGUCCAAAAGAAAAUUGAAGUGAAAGUAUCCGCGGAUAGUUUGGAGAAUAAAACUGUUCCUAUUACGGAAGAUGUUGGCUCGAUCGGUAUUAUGGAACCGAUUACAAAGUCACCUCCACUGGUGGAGGAUGUAAGCGAAACAACCAACAACGUUAGCUCUGUGAUUAGUGACGAAGAUCUUAGUUUGAAUAAAAUACCAGAUAAGGAAUUGAGUGUGCUGGCGGUGUUUAAAAAUUAUCACCCGGGUGCGCCGACAUGCAGGUUGUAUAUUAAGAACAUUGCAAAAACGGUCGAGGUUAAGGAUUUAGAGUUUAUAUUUAGACGGUACAUCGAAAGUAAUAGCGAUGAAGAUCAUCCAAGUCAGUUUGACAUAAGGUUAAUGCAGGAAGGUAAAAUGAAGGGCCAGGCGUUUAUUACACUUGACUCUGUGCAAAUGGCACAAAGAGCUUUGAAAGAGACUAACGGAUAUGUCUUGAAAGAGAAGCCGUUGGUUGUUGUAUUUGCUCGAUCUGCUGUGCCUAAGAAGCAAUAGUUAGGGUAGUUUUCUGUUAGAAUUUACAUAAAAUACAAAA
This is a messenger RNA of Photinus pyralis (common eastern firefly), 1413 nucleotides long. Its product is annotated as RNA-binding region-containing protein 3-like. The transcript has a single exon. The record is from RefSeq and is a predicted model, not a curated record. NCBI's taxonomy places the organism in Eukaryota, Metazoa, Arthropoda, Insecta, Coleoptera, Lampyridae. Gene Ontology annotation, biological process: mRNA splicing, via spliceosome. Gene Ontology annotation, molecular function: pre-mRNA intronic binding; U12 snRNA binding. The coding region runs from base 66 to 1373 and encodes 435 amino acids. Gene Ontology annotation, cellular component: U12-type spliceosomal complex.